Molecule: messenger RNA, 2406 nt
Organism: Alternaria atra
Lineage: Eukaryota; Fungi; Ascomycota; Dothideomycetes; Pleosporales; Pleosporaceae
Exons: 2
Coding region: 1-2406 (801 amino acids)
Biological process (GO): tRNA wobble uridine modification
Cellular component (GO): elongator holoenzyme complex
Molecular function (GO): protein binding
Source: RefSeq, a predicted model, not a curated record
AUGAAUGCAUCUUCUGAAUUCAUUUCCGUAGGCGGCAACCGGAACCCCGCCGCAGCUGACUGGGAUGAAGCCGGGUCACAACUGCUAGCGUUCGGCGCAGACAACUCCAUCGCACUAUGGGAUCCUCAGGAUGAAAGUCUUCGUGGCGUUCAGGCGGUUUUGAGUGGACAUACCAAGGCCGUUAACGCUGUCAAAUUCUUUCCAACACAACUGCCCGGUGUCUCGGUCCUGCUUAGUGGAUCGGCGGACAAUACGAUUCGCAUAUGGCGAGGCCGAAGGGGGGAACCUUUUGAUUGUGUGAAGGCAAUUUCCGAACACACUCAGCCCGUUACCAGAAUAGCUGUUCUGCCCGGCUCGGACACUUUGGCAACUGGGUCUUCAGACGGCACUGUCAGGAUAUGGAAGCUCGUCCAUGAUGCAGACUUCAACACCGUCGACGUCGAGCUGGUGCAGACUAUCACCCUCUCACCGAAAUACUUCCCUUUGAAUCUAGCACUGGCGACUCUGGAUGAUACAUCUGUAGUGCUAGCAGUCGCGGGCACUCGCGCUACUAUUCAGAUCUUCGUAUCGCAAGAAGGCCAAUUCCAGCUUUCAGCAACUCUCACUGGACAUGAAGGAUGGAUACGUGCGCUUGCCUUCACCAGAGAGACAUCCGAUUCCAACAGCGAUUUACUGCUAGCAUCAGCAAGUCAGGAUAAAUACGUCCGCCUUUGGCGACUCCACCGUGGCGACGAGCUUCCCGCUGCGAGUAGUGCACUCAACGACCCAGCGUUGGGUGGACUGGGCAAGGCGUUAUCAAACAAGGCACAUUGGAUCAGUUCAGCUGCCUCGAAGCACUCCAUCACCUUCGAGGCAUUACUACUAGGGCACGAAGAUUGGAUAUAUCAGGCCUCGUGGCGACAUCGCGAAGGAAAGCUGCAGCUUCUCACUGCUUCCGAAGACAACUCACUUGCCAUUUGGGAGUCCGAUCCAAACUCAGGUGUAUGGGUAUGCAUUACCAGACUAGGCGAGAUCAGCGCCCAAAAGGGCUCGACGAGCGCUACGGGAAGUGCCGGCGGAUUUUGGAUCGGGUUGUGGUCGCCAGACGGCAACACAGUAGUAUCUCUUGGACGAACAGGAAGUUGGAGGAAGUGGACGUACUCAGCCACAGAAGAUAUGUGGACGCAGCAAGUCGCCAUUACAGGGCAUGUGCGCGAGGUCAAGGGCGUGAGUUGGUCAAGAGAUGGCUAUUACAUGCUCUCCACUGGUUCUGAUCAAACAAGUCGACUCUACUCACAAUGGAAAAGAGAAGGCUCAUCGACUUCCUGGCACGAGUUCUCACGGCCCCAAAUCCACGGCUACGAUCUAAACUGCGUUGAUGCGGUCUCCAACUCUCAGUUCAUUUCCGGUGCAGACGAAAAGUUACUACGUAUCUUCGACGAACCUAGAGGUGUAGCAGAUAUGCUCGAGAAGCUCUCUGGUAUCAAGGCAUCAACCACCGCCGAACUCCCAGACGCCGCCAACAUUCCUGUUCUCGGCCUUUCGAACAAAGCUAUUCAAGCCGUCGGGGACGAUGAGCCAGUCGAGAACGGCGAUGAAGACGAGCGCGAAGCCGUUGACCCUGCUUCUGUAAUCCGCAAAUCGACACUAGACUUUAGUCACCCACCGUUCGAAGACCAUCUUGCCCGCCACCUGCUGUGGCCGGAGACAGAGAAACUAUACGGACACGGCUACGAAAUCUCCGCAGUCGCUGUGAGUCGAGACGGAAGUCUCGUUGCAACCGCAUGCCGAGCUAGCUCCAUCGACCACGCCGUUGUACGCCUAUACGACACGAAGGAAUGGCUAGAAGUUAAACCUGCACUCAAGGCACACUCGCUCACUGUCACGGCGCUACAGUUCUCACCAGACGACAAGUACCUUCUCAGCGUUGGACGAGACCGACAGUGGGUUAUCUGGGAGCGUAACGAUGAGCCAUCCAUGUACACACUCAAGUACUCGAAUCCAAAGGGACAUUCGCGUAUGAUACUGGGUGCUGCAUGGACACCUCUCGAGCUGCCCACCUUUAUGACUGCUGGAAGGGACAAGAGUGUCAAGAUAUGGCAGAUAGUCGAUAACGAUGUACAGCUCAAGGCUACCGUACCAGCUAACAGCGCAGUCACAGCAGUAGCAUGUAACAGUGUGCUUUCAGGUGGAAAAGUCAUGUUUGCCUUUGGCACGGAGAACGGAGAGAUCAGUAUUGCGAGCGCGUUGCCAGAUGCUUUGGAUCAGGUACAGGUUUCUAUGGUAAAAGCAGAACUGGUGCCCGCAAAGACUAUCAAUCAGAUUGUCUGGCGGCCUGCAAGGGCUGAUGGCGAGCAACAGCAGAUUGCUGUAGCGAGUGAUGAUACCUCGUUGCGCGUUUUCAACAUUUCGCAAGAGGCAACGUAG